Molecule: messenger RNA, 900 nt
Organism: Colletotrichum tamarilloi
Lineage: Eukaryota; Fungi; Ascomycota; Sordariomycetes; Glomerellales; Glomerellaceae
Exons: 1
Coding region: 1-900 (299 amino acids)
Source: RefSeq, a predicted model, not a curated record
AUGCACCUGGGCUGCGGGCUGUCCCAAGACAACAGAACCAAUAUCGACUGUGAGCAAGAGAGCAUUGUGGUCAACGAGAGUUCAAUCCGAAGCUCGUCGGCUCAAAUGGGUGGUCAUGACGAAACGGCAAGCGACGCCCGACCAACGAACACGGAAACUCGAUCCCCAACCAAUUCCACCUUUGUAGUCGAAGCCGGGAGUUCCGAAGAUCGCGAAUCUUUGUCAGGUUUAGGGGCCGAGGAACAAACCAAUCAAGGUCAGUUGCCAGCCAGAGAUGUGAGUACCAACUUCGUGCACACAAACGAAGGUUUGGCAGAAACGGGCUCGACAAGGGAGACUGCCGGGACCAGCCUACCAGAGUCGACAGCAGCAGAACAGGCAGGCACAAGGCAUGAUCCAAUGUUGCCUGCCUCGCAUGGGUCGAACCUCGGCGUCGAGGGAACACCGGCUCUGUCCGACGUAAGCAAUAUCAACCAACACGUACCUGAGGUUGAGUUCAGCUACGGCGUUGCCAUACAGUACCCAGUGCACCUCAGGAUACCGUGGACCCCUAGGGGUCACCUUGCUUUCAAAACCCUUUCUGAAUUGGAGAUCGAACUCAGGACGGUGCUGGAGGAAGGUUUGACUCGGACGACAGGCAAACAGGACUUCGCUGGCCUCAAGGAGUUCCGAAUUGAGUCGUGGCAUUUCGAUGUACGCGGUCAUGGCGCCAUUCUAGAAAUCGACGUCAAGCGCGGGGGAGAAAAACAAUUCGAACACAUGAAGAGAAAGGUGGAUGAGCACAUGCGACUAGCGAUACAGAUGUCUCCGGAGUUGAGACCGUCGUUCGACAUCGAGAUUCACAUAGUCACCGGCCGAGACUCGAGGACCAGACAGGCGGGCGGCCACAGCUUUGGUUGA